CAUACAUAUACCAUAAGUUAUUGAACCAUUCUCCAACUGAUGGGCAUCCACUCUGCUUCUAGUUCCUUAUCUUGGCAUUAUAUUCUUAGGUGAUGGAGAAAUGGAAAACAAAUUGUAGAUGUAGUUGAAACUCAAGAAAGAUCUUAAAUUUUUUUGAACAUUUAUUUCAUUUUGAUUUUGCUUUGUGUGCUUCUGCCUUUGUAAAUCACUUAUUACCUAAAUCAAGACUUUUCCUAUAAAAUAUCAUCUAUAUCCAUAAUUAAUGAAUCACAGAAUACUUCAGCAGCCAUUUAAUCUAAUGAAUCCUUGAAAAUAAUCUUUAAAAAAAAACAUUGGACAAGGGAACAUUGAAUUCUUUCUUGAAGACCUGUGAGGGAUAAUCCAAUACUUCAAGGCAGCACAUUCUUUUUGGGUAACUCCAAUUGCUGAAAGCAAGACUGUCGACUAAUAGAAAAUGAUGAAAAAGAUUGAAUUACUUUCCAAUGACAGCCCAUUGAAUCCUGAAGACAAAUGAGUAAAAUCAAUAAAAACGUGAUUUUGGCUCUUUUAACUCUGACAAGUUCAGUGUUUCUGCUAUUUCAGUUAUACUACUACAAGCACUAUUUAUCUCCAAAGAAUGGAGCUGGUUCAUCAGGAGCCAAAGGAAGUAAAGUUGGAAACAAUAAUAUACAAUGGCGUGCAGUUAAGAAAUUUCUUAAGCUAGCAUCAAGCCAAGAUAUGCCAGUUUUUCUUAUUGAUCCUUUGAUUCUGGAAGCGAUUAAUAGAGAUUUUGAUCAGGUUAAAAACUCUUCUUAUGGCAGUGUCUUGGAAUGCAAGUACUUAUGUGCUAAAAGAGACUUUACUACAUUUGCAUUACUGGAUCAUUUAUUGAAAAAUGAGGAGAAUUGGUUUCAAAUAGCUGAGAGAAUGGGAUUCCAGUGCCUAAAGAUUCAGAGCAAAGAUCCCCGCCUAGAUGGAAUAGAUUACCUCUCUGGAACUGAAAUCCCCUUGCACUAUAUCCUCAAGCUAGCAACUCAUGCCAUUCACCUGGUGAUUUUCUAUGAAAGAAGUGGCAACUACCUCUGGCAUGGACAGUUACGACUUAAAGGACACUCAGACAGAAAGUUUGUGCCUUUUCGGAAGUUACAGUUUGGUCAUUAUCCAGGAGCUUUUGACAGGCCAGAAUUACUACAAGUUUCUGUUGAUGGACUAGAAGUACAGAUUCCAAAGGACCUUACCCACUUUCUAGAGGAAGUACCCCAUUCUAGGUUUAUUGAAUGUAGGUUCAAAGAAGCACGUGCUUUCUUUCAGAAGUACCAUGAUGACAUCUCUGUGGAGGCAAUGAUGUUUCAGAAGAAUGCAAAAGUAUUGUUACACCUGGCAGCUGCAACAUUAAAGGAUUUGGGAGUCCGAUUUUGGCUCAGCAGUGGGACUUGUCUUGGCUGGUAUCGGCAGUGCAGUAUUAUUCCUCACAGCAAAGAUGUGGAUUUGGGGAUUUUUGUACAAGACUAUACAUCAGAUAUAAUUACAGCUUUUCAGAAUGUAGGACUUCCGUUAAAACACAAGUUUGGAAAGGUAAAAGACAGUUUGGAGCUAUCUUUCCAGGGAAAAGAUGAUGUGAAACUUGAUAUUUUUUUCUUCUAUGAAGAGACUGAUCACAUGUGGAAUGGAGGCACUCAGGCCAAAUCAGGAAAAAAGUUUAAAUACCUGUUUCCUAAAUUUACACUCUGUUGGGCAGAAUUUGUAGAAAUAAAGGUCCGAGUGCCCUGUGAAAUUCUCAACUACAUUGAAGCCAACUAUGGCAAGACCUGGAUGAUUCCUGAGAAGACUUGGGACUGGAAGAGCUCCCCAUUUAAUGUGCAGCCCAAUGGGAUCUGGCCUGUUGCUGAAUGGGAUGAUGUUAUUCAAUUAUACUAAGUCAUUGAACUUAUUAUUAAACAAGAUAUUUCUCCUUGUCAAAAGAACUUCUUAAAUUUAAUAUUUUUAUGUUAUAAAAAUUACUGGGUUUUUGUCAAAUAUUCUUACUUAAAUGGAAGGAGAAAAAAAAGAUUCAGAUGAACAAAAGUAUUUUUAAAAACCAACCCAGACCUCUAGCCAGGUGACUUGGUAUCUAUUUCUUUAUUCUUUAAGACUAAAAGAUCAAGGAUAGUGAUUAGAAAGUCAUAUUUUCAGGUGUUGGUAUUAAGUUGCAUGGGGCAGUUAUAUCUCAGGAACGAUGUGUAUGAGACCUAUUCA
Molecule: messenger RNA, 2214 nt
Organism: Sarcophilus harrisii (Tasmanian devil)
Lineage: Eukaryota; Metazoa; Chordata; Mammalia; Dasyuromorphia; Dasyuridae
Gene: FKTN
Product: fukutin
Exons: 10
Coding region: 511-1896 (461 amino acids)
Cellular component (GO): Golgi membrane
Source: RefSeq, a predicted model, not a curated record